Molecule: messenger RNA, 1705 nt
Organism: Aspergillus versicolor CBS 583.65
Lineage: Eukaryota; Fungi; Ascomycota; Eurotiomycetes; Eurotiales; Aspergillaceae
Product: transcription factor IIF subunit TFG2
Exons: 4
Coding region: 424-1542 (372 amino acids)
Biological process (GO): transcription by RNA polymerase II; transcription initiation at RNA polymerase II promoter
Cellular component (GO): transcription factor TFIIF complex
Source: RefSeq, a predicted model, not a curated record
AGCAUCAAUAUAUAUUUUCUCAGAAGUUCCGAGGUUUGGACUUAGCAGUCGUUAUUCAAACUGUUGUAUUCGACCUAAAAAGCCAGAGCCCGCAGCUGUCUCGAUCUUUAGUCAUUUAUUUCCAAGUAUGCUGUGAAAUGGCCUUUGGAGCUUGGAAGAUACUUAAUGAAGAGGAGGUGGUGAAGAGGCAACAAAGCCCACCGCCUUCGGGUGACCCGCAUUCUGCAUUCUUUGACCUCAGCGCUGCAUAGAGUCCGGUGUUGCAGCCGCCUUGCAUCAUCUCAACAACCACUCACUUGGCCGCUUUACUUGGUUAAGGAGCUUGCCGCCGCCGCUUGAUUCACGUUUAUAUGCGGUCGCACAGUGGUGAGCUUACAGCUAUUGAGAUUUUCGAGACGAUCCCACUCGUUGGAGCUCGGCGCCAUGCUUCCCCAGGUCAAGCAAGACCCCGAUGCCUCCACGCCUUACAUUAAACCCGACCCCGACAGCAAAGACGCCAUACUCGCCGACAUCGACGACGAGGACCUCUACGAAGAUGCCGGUGACUUAGAUUUUACGAAUGCGGCACAGAGUUUAUGGCUUUCUCGAAUCCCGCGGUCGCUCUGGGAGCAUUGGUCCAACUUGGAUAACCUGGAUGACGAUGAGGAAAUUCAGGUUGGCACAGUAAGAAUCGAAGGAGAUUCAAAAGACAUCAAAAGAGUCAGUUUGCGCCUCAACGACCAAGAGGAGAAUCGCGACAUCCCUAAGGACUACAUUUUGGCACGACAGACAGUAAAUACUGAGAACUUGGUACAUAUGACUCAAAACACGUUUCUUUUCACAGAGAAGGACAUUCCCGGCCACGAAAACCGGAUGGUCACGUUUGGCGAAACGAGGUCCGCCCUAUACGAGUCGAUGAAGCGAGAUGCAAGGAGAAAGGAACGCAAGAAGAAGUGGGAGCCCUAUGUUCGGAAAACAGUUCCAAAGCAAACCGCCUUGGUUGGGCAUGUGCAAGAAGAAUUCAAUUGCCUUCCUGUUGAGAACGAAGAAUUCAGACUCAUAUCAGAGAGGAAGGCACUGGAAGCUCUGAAACCGAAGAAGGAAACUGUCUUCAUUGAUAAGCUCCCGGGCAAGUUGCUGCAACAGAGGCAUGCCUUGCCUGGAGAGCAGAGCGCAUUUGUGCAAGCAACGAGGCCCACAAAGCUCAAAGCACAGGAGAACAAGACUACUCGUAUGCCGCAGAACGAGCUGUUGGAUCUUGUUUACGGAUGUUUCCGAGAAUACAGAUACUGGCCGUUUAAGACGCUCAAAGCCAGGCUUCGACAACCCGAGGCUUAUCUUAAGCAGACCUUGGAAAUGAUUGCCCAUCUAGUGAAAUCCGGCGAUUUUGCCAUGACAUGGGAGUUGAAGCCCGAGGCGCGCGAGAGCCAUUACUCCAAUGCCUUGGAACCCAAGCAAGAAGCUGCCCCUGGCCUCGACUAUAACUUUGACGAAGGCUCAGAAGACGAUGCAAUGGCUUCGGGCAUGGAUAAUGACGAAGCGCAGUUUGAAAAUGUGGCCUAAAGAGGGUUGACAAUGUAGCAUAGGCACCUGCGGCGUUUUCUGGGUUUAUGGGCCAUUUAAACAGGAGCUUGGGAGUUACUAAUAUAUCAACAAUAAUGAAGAUUUCACAACACAGUAUUUUUGUCACUUUCUAUUUCAUUUUACCUUCACUGUAUUUGGUAAA